CCCGAUCUGUUACCCAUCCUGCCGUCUUCGUCUUAAAUCCUCCACCUAAACCACCUCACAGCAUCCCGCUCAAACCCUAAUGCUGCUGUUAUGGCCACGGGCAUAGGCUCGCCCUCUUCCCGCCUCGCCCCCAGCCCCGACUGCGACGCCGACCACCUCCCCCUCGCUGGGCGCCACCGCCGCCCGGUUCGGUCGCCGGCGCCGCCGCGCGCCGAGCCAUCGCCUCCCGCCCCCGAUAGGUGCGAGGCUAGCGCGGAGGCCCGGGGCGCCGGUGGGGCUGCCCAGAAGAGUUGUCCAAGGCUUCCGAGAGGUGUACAAUUUAAUCCAAGCGAUAGUGAUCUUCUAUGGCAUCUAGCUGCAGAAGUUGGGAAUGGUCUGGCUCAUCGCCAUCCAUUUAUCAGCGAGUUUAUUAAAUCUGUUGAUGAUGAUAAAGGGUUUAGUUGCACUCAUCCUCAAGAUAUACCCGGUGUUAGUCAGGAUGGACGUGCAUCAUACUUCUUCCAUAAAAUAUUUGAGUUAUACAGCAAUGAGAAUGGCAAAAAUAUCAGCUGGCAAAAAAUUGGAACCCCUAAAUCAAUCAUCUUGGAUGGAACUCUGCGAGGUUUCAAGGAGAUGUUUGUCCUGUAUGCAUACAAGAUGAGUGAUAACAGCCCUCAGAAAACUGAUUGGAGAUUACAUCAAUAUCAUAUCAGAAACACAGUGAAGGAUAAGGGAGAACUAGUGGUGUCAAAGAUAUUUUAUGAAUCACAAAACAAUCAGUGUGAAUUGGCUGAGAAAGCUCCUGCUAAGUCUGAACAGGAGUGGAUGCAAGGGGAGAUGUGCGCUGAUCAGAGCCAUCUAAGUUCUUCCAAAGACGCUUUAUAUACCUCAGGUUUUGAUCCUGGAAUCCAAAUCAAUGACUAUGAUGAGAAAGAUGAGCUUGAUCAUAUAUCUCUGCAAGAGCGCUACAGAAUCCUUCUAGCAGACAAGAGUUCUUGCCCUGCUACGAUAUCAGCUGGAAAAUCUGUACUGGGUGCAGGUUCUAGUGGAACAAUUCCCAAAAGAAAUCAUGAAGGAACAACACACGGAAAAGAUAUAUGUAGCAUGUUGCAGGAAAUUUCUUCUGCACCUCCUAUUAUAGAGAGUAUGGAUGACGGCAACAACAGGAGGUUGCUCGGUGAAGAUCUUUCAGUUAUUGCAGGUAACUCAGGUUUCUUGAGUAUUUCUGGUAUGUCAUCUCUCACUAAUCCAUCGCUAUGUGAAGUUGGAUGCUGUCAUGAUCGAGUUGAGGGUACUGAAAAUCAGGUGAAUGGCACAACUCUCAGUACUGUUUCUGAGCUGCCAACAACUGAACCAACUUGUGGGAGUGAAAGCAGUCAGUUGGUUGUAAGAAAACAUGGGACCUUUUUGGUUGAUGUAAAAUUGGAGCCUACGUUGGAAGGUUAUGAGAUUGACCCUUCUGAAUCUCCUCGAGCAAAUUCUCACCACUCCUCAAAAAAUGUUGGCCUGGACGGAGAUUUGGCAGAGAAAACCUCAGAGGAUUACGCCUGUUCGAAGCAGAUUGCAGACCCAAACCUUGUCAGUGAGGGUUGUAGUGUUUCAGCUGAAGCUAGUUCCCAGGCUAAGAAUACUCAUGCUGAAGGCUCAGUACCAUCUUUAGGAGUUAAAAGUGAACUAACUGACAGUCCGCUGGGCUUAUGUGAGACCAGCUCUAUUGAUGCUGCAGAGCAUAUUGCUAAAACAACGCAUACCCGGAUUCUAGACCACAAGGAGGGCAUUACUUUUCGUUCUCAUCAAUGGAGAAAAAAGAAAACAGCAAGUUAUUCAACUGACAAAAUGCUUGAAAAAGAUGCUUACACUAAUGUUGAGCGCUUCACUUACUGUUCCCGUCGAAGGAGGAGGAAAACAGCAACGGAUUCAAUCGAAAAGGCACUUGAUGAAGAUGCUCCAGGACUUCUACAGAUUCUUCUGAACAGAGGAAUAACGGUUGAAGAGAUUAAACUUUAUGGUGCUGAAGAAGAUGGUGAAAUGCUUCCAGAUUGUACAGAAAGUAACUUUGAAGACCUUGAAAAUGUCAUUACAAAAUUAUUUCCACAGAGAGCCUCCCUGUUGAAGUUGUCAGUAGCUAGACAUGAAAAGGGGGAAAAGGCCAUUUACUGCUUAUCCUGUUUAAUUUCUCUUAUUGAGCAGUCCCGCUACCUUCAGUUUCGUGACUGUCCUGUGGAAUGGGGAUGGUGCAGGGAUCUGCAAUCCUUCAUUUUUGUAUUUAGAAGCCAUAACAGGUUAGUUCUUGAGCGCCCUGAAUACGGUUAUGCAACAUACUUCUUUGAGGUUGUGCAAUCAUUGCCAAUAGAAUGGCAAAUCCGUAGGCUGGUUACUGCAAUGAAGCUUAGUGGCUGUGGCAGGACAGCUCUUAUUGAAAACAGGCCAUUACUGGUUGGUGAAGAUUUAACAGAAGGUGAGGCACGGGUUUUGGAGGAAUAUGGCUGGAUACGAAACUGUGGCCUUGGAACAAUGCUCAACUACCGUGAUCGUGUGGUUCAUGAUAGAUGGACCGAGAAAUCUGUCACUGAUUGGAGGGUGAAAAUAGGGAAGCUUCUAAUGACUGGUUAUGCCGAGGGCCAAACAGUCGCAACUCAUGUUACAAAUAAAGCAGGGGACCUAUUAGAAAACACUGAGGGUACUGACAUUGAAGUGAAGUUGGAGGAUCCAUUUUGACAGAUCCGUUGUAUAUAGGUACAUAUGUACCCUUCGUCAUGUAAUGCAGGGUUGUAGAAAAGUACACCAAGAUAAUUUGUUUCACCUUGAGUAGGCUAGUGCAUAAAACAUGUAGUGUGUAACCUAUUUAUGUGUGCCUCUGUAAUUUGGAGAACAUAAUAUUCAUGUAACGGGUGUUGCAAGGAUGGCUAGGUAGGUUGGAUAAAACUUGGGUCAUAGGGAAGUGGAGCAGACGGUUAGCUGCUCUCUCUGAUGAUAUAAUGUGCCACGUAUAUUUUUGUACAUUAGAUUCAUUUCUGAGUUUUUUUU
Phragmites australis (common reed) is the source of this 3006-nucleotide messenger RNA. RefSeq lists its product as uncharacterized. The record is from RefSeq and is a predicted model, not a curated record. Gene Ontology annotation, molecular function: DNA binding. The transcript has 15 exons. Gene Ontology annotation, biological process: regulation of DNA-templated transcription. The coding region runs from base 91 to 2697 and encodes 868 amino acids. Lineage: Eukaryota; Viridiplantae; Streptophyta; Magnoliopsida; Poales; Poaceae.